AUGCAACGGGAGCAAGAGACGGACAAUAAAAAUCAACGUAAAAAGCUCUCCCCGCGACUGGACUUUAUCCGCUGCGAAAUAGAGUCGAGACUCGCGUACCGAUCUGCGUGCGCGGCACGAGCAGGGCGGGGUGGGUGCGGUGCGUGGCGGCUACAUUUACGCGGGAGCAAGAGACUAGCAAUAAGUCAACAUACGAAGCUCUCCCCGCGAUUGGACUUUAUCCGCUGCGAAAUAGAGUCGAGACUCGCGUACCGAUCUGCGUGCGCGGCACGAGCAGGGCGGGGUGGGUGCGGUGCGUGGCGGCUACAUUUACGCGGGAGCAAGAGACUAGCAAUAAGUCAACAUACGAAGCUCUCCCCGCGAUUGGACUUUCUCCGCUGCGAAAUAGAGUCGAGACUCGCGUACCGAUCUGCGUGCGCGGCACGAGCAGGGCGGGGUGGGUGCGGUGCGUGGCGGCUACAUUUACGCGGGAGCAAGAGACUAGCAAUAAGUCAACAUACUAAGCUCUCCCCGCGAUUGGACUUUAUCCGCUGCGAAAUAGAGUCGAGACUCGCGUACCGAUCUGCGUGCGCGGCACGAGCAGGGCGGGGUGGGUGCGGUGCGUGGCGGCUACAUUUACGCGGGAGCAAGAGACUAGCAAUAAGUCAACAUACUAAGCUCUCCCCGCGAUUGGACUUUAUCCGCUGCGAAAUAGAGUCGAGACUCGCGUACCGAUCUGCGUGCGCGGCACUAGCAGGGCGGGGUGGGUGCGGUGCGUGGCGGCUACAUUUACGCGGGAGCAAGAGACUAGCAAUAAGUCAACAUACGAAGCUCUCCCCGCGAUUGGACUUUAUCCGCUGCGAAAUAGAGUCGAGACUCGCGUACCGAUCUGCGUGCGCGGCACGAGCAGGGCGGGGUGGGUGCGGUGCGUGGCGGCUACAUUUACGCGGGAGCAAGAGACUAGCAAUAAGUCAACAUACUAAGCUCUCCCCGCGAUUGGACUUUAUCCGCUGCGAAAUAGAGUCGAGACUCGCGUACCGAUCUGCGUGCGCGGCACGAGCAGGGCGGGUCGAGACUCGCGUACCGAUCUGCGUGCGCGGCACGAGCAGGGCGGGGGGGUGGGUGCGGUGCGUGGCGGCUACAUUUACGCGGGAGCAAGAGACUAGCAAUAAGUCAACAUACGAAGCUCUCCCCGCGAUUGGACUUUAUCCGCUGCGAAAUAGAAUGGGGUGGGUGCGGUGCGUGGCGGCUACAUUUACGCGGGAGCAAGAGACUAGCAAUAAGUCAACAUACGAAGCUCUCCCCGCGAUUGGACUUUAUCCGCUGCGAAAUAGAGUCGAGACUCGCGUACCGAUCUGCGUGCGCGGCACGAGCAGGGCGGGGGGGUGCGGUGCGUGGCGGCUACAUUUACGCGGGAGCAAGAGACUAGCAAUAAGUCAACAUACGAAGCUCUCCCCGCGAUUGGACUUUAUCCGCUGCGAAAUAGAGUCGAGACUCGCGUACCGAUCUGCGUGCGCGGCACGAGCAGGGCGGGGUGGGUGCGGUGCGUGGCGGCUACAUUUACGCGGGAGCAAGAGACUAGCAAUAAGUCAACAUACGAAGCUCUCCCCGCGAUUGGACUUUUAUCCGCUGCGAAAUAGAGUCGAGACUCGCGUACCGAUCUGCGUGCGCGGCACGAGCAGGGCGGGGUGGGUGCGGUGCGUGGCGGCUACAUUUACGCGGGAGCAAGAGACUAGCAAUAAGUCAACAUACGAAGCUCUCCCCGCGAUUGGACUUUAUCCGCUGCGAAAUAGAGUCGAGACUCGCGUACCGAUCUGCGUGCGCGGCACGAGCAGGGCGGGGUGGGUGCGGUGCGUGGCGGCUACAUUUACGCGGGAGCAAGAGACUAGCAAUAAGUCAACAUACGAAGCUCUCCCCGCGAUUGGACUUUAUCCGCUGCGAAAUAGAGUCGAGACUCGCGUACCGAUCUGCGUGCGCGGCACGAGCAGGGCGGGGUGGGGGUGCGCUCUCCCCGCGAUUGGACUUUAUCCGCUGCGAAAUAGAGUCGAGACUCGCGUACCGAUCUGCGUGCGCGGCACGAGCAGGGCGGGGUGGGUGCGGUGCGUGGCGCUACAUUUACGCGGGAGCAAGAGACUAGCAAUAAGUCAACAUACGAAGCUCUCCCCGCGAUUGGACUUUAUCCGCUGCGAAAUAGAGUCGAGACUCGCGUACCGAUCUGCGUGCGCGGCACGAGCAGGGCGGGGUGGGUGCGGUGCGUGGCGGCUACAUUUACGCGGGAGCAAGAGACUAGCAAUAAGUCAACAUACGAAGCUCUCCCCGCGAUUGGACUUUAUCCGCUGCGAAAUAGAGUCGAGACUCGCGUACCGAUCUGCGUGCGCGGCACGAGCAGGGCGGGGGGGGGUGCGGUGCGUGGCGGCUACAUUUACGCGGGAGCAAGAGACUAGCAAUAAGUCAACAUACGAAGCUCUCCCCGCGAUUGGACUUUAUCCGCUGCGAAAUAGAGUCGAGACUCGCGUACCGAUCUGCGUGCGCGGCACGAGCAGGGCGGGGUGGGUGCGGUGCGUGGCGGCUACAUUUACGCGGGAGCAAGAGACUAGCAAUAAGUCAACAUACGAAGCUCUCCCCGCGAUUGGACUUUAUCCGCUGCGAAAUAGAGUCGAGACUCGCGUACCGAUCUGCGUGCGCGGCACGAGCAGGGCGGGGUGGGUGCGGUGCGUGGCGGCUACAUUUACGCGGGAGCAAGAGACUAGGUCAACAUACGAACAUUUAUCCGCGGGAGCAGAGUACCGACUAGCGCGGCAUAGCAGUCAACAUACAAUAAGUCAACAUCUCCCCGCGAUUGGACUUUAUCCGCUGCGAAAUAGAGUCGAGACUCGCGUACCGAUCUGCGUGCGCGGCACGAGCAGGGCGGGUAGAGGAGUCGAGACUCGCGUACCGAUCUGCGUGCGCGGCACGAGCAGGGCGGGGUGGGUGCGGUGCGUGGCGGCUACAUUUACGCGGGAGCAAGAGACUAGCAAUAAGUCAACAUACGAAGCUCUCCCCGCGAUUGGACUUUAUCCGCUGCGAAAUAGAGUCGAGACUCGCGUACCGAUCUGCGUGCGCGGCACGAGCAGGGCGGGGUGGGUGCGGUGCGUGGCGGCUACAUUUACGCGGGAGCAAGAGACUAGCAAUAAGUCAACAUACGAAGCUCUCCCCGCGAUUGGACUUUAUCCGCUGCGAAAUAGAGUCGAGACUCGCGUACCGAUCUGCGUGCGCGGCACGAGCAGGGCGGGGUGGGUGCGGUGCGUGGCGGCUACAUUUACGCGGGAGCAAGAGACUAGCAAUAAGUCAACAUACGAAGCUCUCCCCGCGAUUGGACUUUAUCCGCUGCGAAAUAGAGUCGAGACUCGCGUACCGAUCUGCGUGCGCGGCACGAGCAGGGCGGGGUGGGUGCGGUGCGUGGCGGCUACAUUUACGCGGGAGCAAGAGACUAGCAAUAAGUCAACAUACGAAGCUCUCCCCGCGAUUGGACUUUAUCCGCUGCGAAAUAGAGUCGAGACUCGCGUACCGAUCUGCGUGCGCGGCACGAGCAGGGCGGGGUGGGUGCGGUGCGUGGCGGCUACAUUUACGCGGGAGCAAGAGACUAGCAAUAAGUCAACAUACGAAGCUCUCCCCGCGAUUGGACUUUAUCCGCUGCGAAAUAGAGUCGAGACUCGCGUACCGAUCUGCGUGCGCGGCACGAGCAGGGCGGGGUGGGUGCGGUGCGUGGCGGCGUGGCGCAGCGCGGCGCAGAGGGCGUGCAGCGUGGCGCGUGACGUCACGGCGGCCGUGAGCCGCUGCGGCCGCGCGCCGCCGCUCAGCGCGCGCACG
Molecule: messenger RNA, 3828 nt
Organism: Iphiclides podalirius (scarce swallowtail)
Lineage: Eukaryota; Metazoa; Arthropoda; Insecta; Lepidoptera; Papilionidae
Source: the annotation of a GenBank genome assembly